AUGACUGGCAUUCCUUCACAAUGUUUAAUGCUGAAUCCAAAUAUGCCACCAACAAUUUGUCAUCAGAAGAUACAUAUAUCAAGGGAACCCUACUUAAAUAUAAUUAUUCAACCAACAAAUAGAAUCAGAUAUCGUUAUAGGAGUGAAAAAGGAUCACAUGGAGGGUUGACUGGUAAAACUAACAAUACAACCAGAAAAACUUAUCCAACUGUUAGGCUUGAAAAUUACAGAGGUAACAGACAGGUCUGUAUUCGUGGUAGUUUGUAUACAAAUGAACAAGAUUCUAAACCACAUGUUCAUAAACUCAUGGGAAGAAAUUGUAAUGAAGAUGGAGUAUGUACUAUACAUCUUGGUGAAGAUAUGACAGCAGUGUGAGUAUACAAACUGUAUUUACUAUGAUAAUUACCACAAUAUAUAAUUCAAAGCUUUUGUUCAUUGUAUAUUAAUAUUAUUUUUCUGAUCUCUACAUUCUAUGAUUUAUUCACUUUUUUUCUUUUUUAUGUCAAACAAUUUUUAUAUAAUUGAAGUUGAAUUAGUCUUGAAAACAGUUUAUUUGACAUUCAGCAAUCAAAUCAUUCUAUAUUUUUAUUACACCCAUUUACAAAUUUUAUAUUUGUUUUUAAUGAAAUUCUUAAUAAAAUUAUUAUUGUUUCUAUACAAAUUUUGUAUAAUAAACUUCCCAAAGCCCAAUACAUUGAUACUCAACCAAACAAUUGCCUUAAUUAAAGCAAAAGCUGGCUGAGUGCCAUAGUGGAGGUGUACUUAGGCUGUGGGCAUAGGAGUCAUCCCCAGCUGUACCAUGAGUAACUGCAUAUGGUUACAUCUAAAGUUUCAAUGCAUCUGGAAGUGAAGAAUUGCUAGGAGGUCAGAGUGGCAUAACUGGUAAGUGCAUUGCAUGGUAAGCGGAGGUUGAAAGUUCAAGUCCCACUCCGGGCUAGUUCUUUUCUUCCAGAUGAUUCUAAAUUAUUUAAUAAAUUAUUAAAAAUUAUAAUUAUUAAUUU
Molecule: messenger RNA, 1001 nt
Organism: Centruroides sculpturatus (bark scorpion)
Lineage: Eukaryota; Metazoa; Arthropoda; Arachnida; Scorpiones; Buthidae
Product: nuclear factor NF-kappa-B p100 subunit-like
Exons: 4
Coding region: 1-375 (124 amino acids)
Biological process (GO): response to cytokine; canonical NF-kappaB signal transduction; cellular response to stress
Cellular component (GO): cytoplasm
Molecular function (GO): DNA-binding transcription factor activity; DNA binding
Source: RefSeq, a predicted model, not a curated record